This is a messenger RNA of Juglans regia (Persian walnut), 3042 nucleotides long. RefSeq lists its product as uncharacterized. The record is from RefSeq and is a predicted model, not a curated record. The transcript has 4 exons. Lineage: Eukaryota; Viridiplantae; Streptophyta; Magnoliopsida; Fagales; Juglandaceae. Bases 1 to 3042 code for a protein of 1013 amino acids.
AUGGAUAAGGCUUGGAUGCAUAUUGAAGAUAGAUUGCGUUCUAAUGAAUACGCAAAUGGCGUUAAACAAUUCAUAGAUAUGGCGAAGGCCCAUGCACCGGGUAGAGAAUGCAUCAGGUGUCCAUGUAAGAGAUGUCGUAAUCGAACUUUCCAUCCUAUUGCUAUGGUUGAGGAUCACUUGUUCUUCGUAGGUAUUGAUACAUCUUAUACGGAAUGGAUAUUCCAUGGCGAGGAGGAAACUUUGCCAGACGCCACAUUUCCGGAUGAAGAAGGUGAUGAUGCCUAUAACUACAAUGACUACAUUGAUGAUGUAGACGAGAUGUUAGAUGACAUCCGUGUGGGGUCCUUUAUGGAUAAUUCUGGUAGAACAGAAUAUAACUCAGACGCAGGGCCUUCACGACACACCUCUGAUACUCCAAUACACCCUAAUUUCGAUGAGUUGCUAGACGAUGCAAAAAAACCACUUUAUCCAACCUGCACAGAGUUCUCAAAGCUAUCAUUCAUAGUCAAGUUGCUUCACAUAAAGACAGUUGGUGGUUGGAUUGUGAAGUCGUUUGAUAUGGUUGUAAAGCUUUUGCAAGCAGCAUUUCCUGAGGCUCAGUUCCCUGCCUCAUAUAACGAGGCUCGUCGCUUACAACGUGGUUUGGGCUUUAGUUACAUAAAGAUACAUGUAUGCCCAAAUGAUUGUGCAUUGUUUUGGAAGGAUCAUGCUGAUAAAGAUGAGUGUCCUAAAUGUAAUGCAUCUAGGUGGGCCUCAAGCACAACUAACCAAAAGAGGAUACCCCAAAAAGUCCUCCGCUAUUUUCCUUUGGAGCCACGGUUGCAAAGGCUAUUUAUGUCAAAGAAGACUGCCCAAGCCAUGAGAUGGCAUGUAGAAGAGCGUGUUGAUGAUCCCAACUUCAUGAGACAUCCAGCUGAUUCUAGGGUAUGGAAAGACUUCGAUAACAAAUAUGAUUGGUUUGCCCAAGAUCCUCGUAAUGUCAGACUUGGUCUAGCAAGUGAUGGGUUCAACCCAUUCAAUAACAUGAGCAAACCGUACAACAUUUGGCCAGUGCUACUUGUGCCUUACAACUUGUCCCCUUGGUCAUGCAUGAAAGAUCCAUACUUGAUGAUGUCGUUGUUAAUCCCCAGACCCAAUGCACCGGGAAAUGAUAUUGAUGUGUUCCUGCGUCCCUUAAUAGAUGAGUUGAUUGAACUAUGGGAAGAGGGAAUUCGUACGUAUGAUGCAUACAAACGAGAAUCAUUUCAAUUGAGGGCAGCGUUGCUCUGGACCAUCAAUGAUUUUCCUGCAUAUGCAAAUCUUUCUAGCUGGAGCAUAAAGGGUAAGAUGGCAUGCCCUACAUGUAACUUAGAUACAGAUUCACUAUGGCUUGUGCAUGGCCGAAAACAUUGUUAUAUGGGUCAUCGUCGGUGGUUGGUGCUAGAUCAUAGUUGGAGAAGGAAAAAAAAUGCUUUUAAUGAUAAGGAGGAACACCGUCUCCAACCUAAAAUGAAAGCGGGACAAGCUUUAAUGGAGCAAUUACAUGAGGUCUCAAACGUGCAGUUUAGUGAAUCAACAAAGAAGAGGAAACGUAUGCCCAAUGAACUUAAUUGGACAAAAAAAUGUAUCUUCUUUGAGCUUUCUUACUGGUUAGAUUUGGGAUUGCGACAUAACUUGGACGUUAUGCAUAUUGAAAAAAAUAUUUGUGAUUCAAUCCUGGGAACCUUGAUGAAUAUGGAAGGCAAAAGUAAGGACACCGCCAAUGCGCGUAGGGAUUUGGAAGAUCUUGGACUAAGAAAAGAAUUACAUUUACAGCAUGAUGGUAAUCAUACUUCUAUGAGUCUUGCAUGUUACACGUUAAAUGUAACCGAGCGAAGGAGUUUUUGUGCACGUUUGUCAGAAGUCAAAUUUCCAGAUGGUUUUGCCUCAAAUAUUGCCCGGUGUGUCAACAUUACUGAAGGAAAAAUCAUGGGGAUGAAGAGCCAUGAUUGUCAUAUCUUUAUGCAAUAUUUGUUGCUAGUUGUUAUUGACAUAACAGUGUUGGAACGGCUUCAAGCUAAUGUCCCCAUCAUUCUUUGCAAAUUAGAAAUGAUAUUCCCACCUGCAUUUUUCGAUAUCAUGGUGCAUCUUGCCAUUCAUCUGCCAGAUGAGGCAUUACUAGCAGGACCAGUUCAGUACAGGUGGAUGUAUCCUUUCGAGAGUGAUCACUAUAACAAAAUGAAAGAAGAGGAUCCCAAUAACAUCGAGCGUAGGCACCAAAGUCAAUUCCCAACGUGGUUCCGAACACGCAUUGCCGAGUUGCAUGCGAAGACUUCUCCCGAGGUGACCGAUGACAUAUAUGCAUUAGCAUGUGGUCCAGAUCCACUAGUUGCAUCAUAUGUUGGCUGUAUAAUGAAUGGAAUUCGGUUUCACACGAAGGAUCUCGAAGGGCGUCGCCGCACCCAAAACAGUGGGGUUGUUGUUCAUGCCGACCAUGAAGGAUUGCCAAUUGACUUCUACGGUGUGUUGCAGGACAUCAUAGAAUUACGCUAUAUGGAUUGGCGUAAGUGUUUUUUGUUUAAAUGUGAUUGGUGGGACAUUGGCGAUACGAGAAGGGGGAUACACAUUGGGGAUUACUUCACGAGUGUCAAUACUUCUAGGCAAUGGUAUAAAGAUGAGCCUUUCGCUCUAGCAUGUCAAGCGUUGCAAGUGUUUUACAUAAAAGACCUGACUUUGGGGGGAAGUUGGCACGCGGUACACAAGAUAACAAAUAGGAAUGUUUACAAUAUUCUCCACAAGACCUUAGACUUGCAUGAAGUUGAUGAUGAUUCUGACGUUGUUGAAACAAAAGACGAGAGUGACACUGAUGUUAGGAACUAUGGUAAUGUUAAUGAAACUAACCCAGGCAUGCUCAAUCCAUUGACCCGAGUAAAUGAAGACCACUUGCUUGUUGAUCCAUCAACGUUGUCACCAAAGCAAUUGGCUGAAGAAAGUGACGAUGAGGCCUUCACUGAUGAUGAAAACAUUAAUGAUGCUUUUUGGAUGGAGAACAUAGAUGAGGGGGAUAGCGAUGGUACUGAAUAA